This is a messenger RNA of Marmota flaviventris (yellow-bellied marmot), 964 nucleotides long. It is a transcript of the gene Lcn2, whose product is annotated as lipocalin 2. Gene Ontology annotation, molecular function: small molecule binding. The record is from RefSeq and is a predicted model, not a curated record. Lineage: Eukaryota; Metazoa; Chordata; Mammalia; Rodentia; Sciuridae.
UCCUUGUUCUCUCUGCUUCUUCCUUCAACACCUGCCAGGUUCGGCUGCCCUGAAAUCAUGCCCCUAGUUCUCCUGUAUCUGGGCCUCACCCUGCUGGGAGCCCUGCAGACCCAGGCCCAGGAUUCUGCUCCAAACCUGAUCCCAGCCCCACGUCUCAGCAGGGUCCCCCUGCAGCAGGGCUUUCAGGAUGCCCAGUUCCAGGGGAAAUGGUAUGUGGUAGGCCUGGCGGGAAAUGCAGUUCAGAGAGAAGAACAGGGCCAGUUUAAGAUGUACAGCACCACCUACGACCUGAAGGAGGACCACAGCUACAAUGUCACCUCUACUCUGCUCAGGGACCAGGGCUGUGACCACUGGAUCAGAACUUUUGUCCCAACUUCCCCACCUGGCCGAUUCACCCUGGGAAACAUUAGCAGUUAUCCCAAAAUACAGAGUUACAUUGUGCAGGUGGCAGCCACCAACUACAACCAGUUUGCCAUGGUGUACUUCAAGAAAGUUUCUGAAAACAGGGAAUACUUCAAGAUUACCCUCUACGGGAGAACCAAGGAGCUGACCUCUAAACUGAAGGAGAGGUUCAUCCGCCUUGCCAAAUCUCUGGGCCUCACUGAUGACCACAUCAUCUUCCCUGUCCGCAUAGAUCAGUGCAUUGACAACUGAACCGGCCGUGAGGAUGUCUGCUCGGGGGCGUCUACAGGAAGCCGGGGUGCAGAAGGCAGGAGGUCUCAGGCCUACCUUUGCUCCUCUCGCUGUUCCUGGAAACACAGCUAUCUUCACUUUGAUGUCCUCUCUCAAGUGCCUCCUGCUUUCCAACCCCUGUCCUUUCUGUAAUCUCUGUUGUGUUACCUGACUGCCCCACCAGCCACAAUGCCAAGUUCACAGCUGGGAGACCCUUCUCAUGGUACAGUACUGCCCUGAAAGCCUCUGAUAAAGCCCUCCUUGUCUGCUAAAUAAACCCAUGCCACCAGUC